Molecule: messenger RNA, 552 nt
Organism: Adineta steineri
Lineage: Eukaryota; Metazoa; Rotifera; Eurotatoria; Adinetida; Adinetidae
Source: the annotation of a GenBank genome assembly
AUGGAUAAAACUCAGAUUGCUAAAACACGUCCUAGAAAUUUACCAUCAAAACGUUUAUCAAAUCCAUUACUUGAUGAAGUUAAUAAUAAUCAUCAAAAUGAAGAUUCAGAUAUCAAAACUUCCAAUAUUAAAAUUUCAUCAGUAGAAGAAACAACAAAAGUUUCAUCAACGAAUCAUAAAAAUACAAUUACCGAUGAGUUCAUUGAAGUAAAAGAUUGGACAUCUGAUCAAUGUAUUCAAUGGUUAACAGCUCAGGAAAUGACAUCAUUUAUUCCAAUAUUUCUUAAUCGAAAUAUCGAUGGAGAAAAACUUCUAUUACUUGAUAGUACAAAAAUGAAAGCAAUGGGAAUAAAAUCAAGUAAAGAUCGUGAUCAUUUAAAAACUAAACUAAAAGAACUUAAACAUGCUGAACUUGAUCGAAUGCGUGAACGACUUCUAUCACAACAACCAACAACAUUUCAACAUUCAGUUCAUAGUGGAAAUCGAUUACGUUCAUCAAGUAUGACAAAAUUAAAAGAAAGAAGAUUAUUUGGUGGUAGUGGUGGAAAAUAA